Molecule: messenger RNA, 1787 nt
Organism: Sorex fumeus (smoky shrew)
Lineage: Eukaryota; Metazoa; Chordata; Mammalia; Eulipotyphla; Soricidae
Gene: ASPA
Product: aspartoacylase
Exons: 7
Coding region: 120-1052 (310 amino acids)
Molecular function (GO): hydrolase activity, acting on ester bonds; hydrolase activity, acting on carbon-nitrogen (but not peptide) bonds, in linear amides
Source: RefSeq, a predicted model, not a curated record
GAAAAGCUUCUGUUGCUCUAGUUCUAAGGAAAUACUCGCCUUUUUCUCUAAAGUAAAGCUUUCUGCAGAAGACAAACUCUACAUAAGAAACAAGAAGUAAGACAAAACUACUUGACAAAAUGACUUCUUGUCAUGUUGCUGAAGAGCCUAUAAAAAGGGUUGCUAUCUUUGGAGGAACUCAUGGAAAUGAGCUAUCAGGAAUAUUUCUAGUUAAGCACUGGCUAGAGAAUGGCUCUGAGAUUCAGAGAACAGGACUGGAGGUAAACCCAUUUAUCACCAACCCAAGAGCAGUGAAGAAGUGUACCAGAUACAUUGACUGUGACCUGAAUCGAGUUUUUGACCUUGGAAAUCUUGGCAAAAAUACAUCAGAGGAUUUGCCAUAUGAAGUGAGAAGGGCUCAAGAAAUAAAUAAUUUAUUUGGUCCAAAAGAUUCCUAUGACAUUAUUUUUGAUCUUCACAACACUACUUCUAACAUGGGGUGUACUCUUAUUCUUGAAGAUUCCAAGAGUGACUUCUUAAUUCAGAUGUCUCAUUAUAUUAAGACUUCCUUGGCUCCAUUACCCUGCUACAUUUAUCUUAUUGAACAUCCUUCCCUCAAAUAUGCAACCACUCGUUCUAUAGCCAAGUUCCCUGUUGGUAUAGAAGUUGGGCCCCAGCCUCAAGGAGUUCUGAGAGCUGAUAUUUUGGAUCAGAUGAGAACAAUGAUUAAACAUGCUCUUGAUUUUAUAUAUAAUUUCAAUGAAGGAAAAGAAUUUCCUCCCUGUGCUAUUGAAGUCUAUAAAAUAAUAGAAAAAGUUGAUUAUCCCAGGAAUGAAAGUGGAGAAAUUACUGCUAUUAUCCACCCUAAUCUUCAGGAUCAAGACUGGAAGCCGUUGCAUCCUGGGGAUCCCGUGUUUUUAACUCUUGAUGGAAAGACUAUUCCAUUGGGUGGAGAUAGUACGGUAUACCCAGUAUUUGUAAAUGAGGCUGCCUAUUAUGAAAAGAAAGAAGCUUUUGCCAAAACAACCAAAUUAACACUCCAAGCAAAAAGUAUUCAUUGUUCUUCCCAUUAGAAAUUGCUUCUUACUCACUACUUUUGCUGUCUGUUGAAAAACUCUACUAGUUUUUAAGCUGCUUAUAAGCAGGAUUAUGCCUUAUUCAACUUUAUAUCCAGGAGCCGGAGCGAUAGCACAGCGGGUAGGGCGUUUGCCUUGGAUGCGGCCGACCCGGGUUCAAUCCCCAGCAUCCCAUAUGGUCCCCCAAGCACCGCCAGGAGUAAUUCCUGAGUGCAAAGCCAGGAGUAACCCCUGAGCAUUGCUGGGUGUGACCCAAAAAGCAAAAAACUAACUUUAUAUCCAUAGAACUUAGCCCCAGGCCUUUCACAAGUGGGCAUCCAGGUAAAUUUCUUUAAUAAAUGAAUAAAUUAGUGAGUGAGUAUAUUUAAAGAUAUCAUAUUUUAUGUAUUUAGUUUAUUCCAUAAGGUAUAUUUCUUACGUUUGUACAACUUUUAUACUUUAUAUUUUGAUAAAUUAACAUUCUUAAUAAGUAGUCUUUUAAUUCAAAUUAUUUAAAGAAUAAUUUGACCACAGAAUUAAAUAUCCAUGUUUACAAGUAAUGUAUAGAUGCUAAGAAACUAAUGGUGCAGACUUGUUAUUUUUCACUUGUAUGCUACUUUAUAUUUUAAUAGAUAAUUAUUAGGUGUCCAUUCUAUAAACUUUAUGUGAAAUUCAGAGAAGAUUUCCAAAUGUUCAUUGAAGAUGAAAUGUAAAUGAAAACUGUGGGUUCACUGUUAAGAUUACAUUAUGAGU